This is a messenger RNA of Aspergillus nomiae NRRL 13137, 489 nucleotides long. RefSeq lists its product as uncharacterized. Bases 1 to 489 code for a protein of 162 amino acids. The transcript is spliced from 3 exons. Lineage: Eukaryota; Fungi; Ascomycota; Eurotiomycetes; Eurotiales; Aspergillaceae. The record is from RefSeq and is a predicted model, not a curated record.
AUGAAGUUCUCCAUUGCUGCUGUUGCCGGUCUCCUCAGUGCCGUUAGCGCUGCUUCUCUCCCACCUGCCUUCACCCUCGUUGCUGAGGGUGGCCUCACUGUCCUGACUGAUAGAGAAUACCUCUACUUCGGCGGCAACGGCACCGACGCCAACAAGGAAAUCGCCAUCUUCCAUGCCACUCCCGACACCGGCGCCGUCUCCUUCACUGCCAAGGACUCGACCCCUACCGGCUGGCAGAACAUGUACAUCAUCGAGAAGGACACGGCUCCCGUCGGUUUCACCCGUCCUCACUCCGGUGCCAUCCCCGAGGGCGCCACCACCAUCGGCUUCGACGUUGACGACAAGGGUCUCUUCGCCCACGGCGGUAACGCUUACUUCGCCGUCGAGGGCUACGGCGACAACCCCGUAAAGACCGUCUACUGGUACGGUCGCCACAGCUCUACCUACCGCGCGGCCAACCUCUACGUUAAGGAGUGCAAGGGCUGCUAA